AUGGAGGAAGAUUGGGCAAAUACUAAGGUUUUUGUUCAAUUUCUUAAGACUUUUUAUGAAGUCACUUUGAAAUUUAGUGCAUCAAAACAUGUCACUUCCAACACUUUUUUCCAUGAGAUUUGUUCCAUUCAAAGACAGUUGAGUGAGUUGUGUGAAAGUAGUGAUUGCUUGUUGUCGACCAUGGCUUUUGGGAUGAGAAGGAAGUUUGAAAAAUAUUGGGGCAAUAAGGAAAAUAUUAACUGUAUGUUGUUUAUUGCUGUUGUACUUGAUCUUAGAUAUAAAAGGGACUAUCUUCGGUACUGUUUUAGCAUGGUUUAUGAUGCUACCACAGCCUCUAAGUUAUGCAAAAAAGUGGAUGACACAUUGUCUAGUUUGAUGUCCUUUUAUGGUAAAGGGGUUGAUAAUGAAAAAAAUAGAGAAAUGGCAGCAAAUACUCCCAAAGAACGACCUGUUCAAGCGGUCAAUGAGUUGUUAAGUCAAUUCUUGAAGCAACGAGGGGCUAAUAUGGAGAAAAAUGACCUGGACAGGUAUCUAGCUGAUGAGAAUGUAAACCCUUUAACCCCUGAUUUUGAUAUUUUAGAAUGGUGGAAAGAUAAUAGUAAGAAGUUCAAGGUUUUGUCUCAAAUUGCCCGUGACGUACUUGCUGUUCAAGUCUCCACAGUUGCUUCCGAGUCAGCUUUUAGUACUGGUGGUCGCAUUCUAGAUCCAUUUAGGAGUUCUUUGAAUCCUAAGAUGGUAGAGGCUCUUGUUUGUACUCAAAAUUGGUUGAAGUCUACACAUGAUUCUAUGCAAGUAAGAGACUAUUUGGAUGACUUGAAGACUUAUGAAAAUCUAGAUAACUCAACUUCAUGUCCUACUACAACCAUUGAGGAGCAUAUGAGUGUGGAUUGA
This is a messenger RNA of Morus notabilis, 891 nucleotides long. RefSeq names its product zinc finger BED domain-containing protein RICESLEEPER 2-like. The record is from RefSeq and is a predicted model, not a curated record. NCBI's taxonomy places the organism in Eukaryota, Viridiplantae, Streptophyta, Magnoliopsida, Rosales, Moraceae. Gene Ontology annotation, molecular function: DNA binding; protein dimerization activity. The coding region runs from base 1 to 891 and encodes 296 amino acids. The transcript has 2 exons.